Messenger RNA from Ochotona curzoniae (black-lipped pika), 2852 nucleotides. It is a transcript of the gene HOMEZ, whose product is annotated as homeobox and leucine zipper encoding. Gene Ontology annotation, cellular component: nucleus. The coding region runs from base 115 to 1755 and encodes 546 amino acids. The transcript has 2 exons. Gene Ontology annotation, biological process: regulation of transcription by RNA polymerase II. NCBI's taxonomy places the organism in Eukaryota, Metazoa, Chordata, Mammalia, Lagomorpha, Ochotonidae. Gene Ontology annotation, molecular function: DNA binding; DNA-binding transcription factor activity, RNA polymerase II-specific. The record is from RefSeq and is a predicted model, not a curated record.
GGCAGUCCGGGUCCUGGCCCGCCGCGCCGGUGGCCUCGGAGCAGGCCGACCGGGCGAGGUACCCCACUCUCACCUGGAGGCCCCUGCCCUUAUUUUCCCCCUUCCCGCCGGCCCAUGGUGCGAGGCUGGGAGCCGCCGCCCGGGUCGGACCGCGCUUUCCCUGGAGGGCACGCGUCAGAAAGCACCAUGCCUCCCAAUAAAGAGGCCGGCAGUCUUCACAGCUCCACAGCGGGUCUCAUCUGCCUGCCUCCCAUCUCUGAGGAGCUGCAGCUUGUGUGGACACAGGCAGCUCAGACCAGUGAGCUGGAUAGCAACGAACACCUGCUACAGACCUUCAGCUACUUCCCCUAUCCCAGCCUGGCAGACAUCGCCCUGCUCUGCCUUCGUUACGGGCUGCAGAUGGAGAAGGUCAAGACUUGGUUCAUGGCCCAGCGCCUGCGCUGUGGCAUCAGCUGGUCAUCUGAAGAGAUCGAAGAGACUCGGGCCCGAGUGGUCUAUCAUCGGGACCAACUCCAUUUCAAAUCCCUUCUCUCUUUUACUCACCACGCAGGGCGGCCCCCAGAGGAGGUUGCUCCUCUUGCAGUGCCACAUCCAGAGCAAGCUGGUCUUGGAACAGGUCCUCUGACUCCCAGCGUGCCUACUCAGGUGAAAGGAUUAAAAGUGGAGCCAGAGGAGCCCUCUCAGAUAACACCAUUGCCACGAAGUCACCAGAAAGCCAAGGAGCCCCUGCCAGCACCGGCAAGUGGGGCAUUUGCCCAUCGGUCAGAUGCUUGGCAUGAACUUCAAAGCAGUGGCCUGUGUAAGGAGCAGGCAGGUAGGGGGCCUGAGCCAUCACACGGUGCAGGGACUGCCUCCUGGAACCACUCCCGGGCUGUCCACCAGCCCCAUGCCGGGGAUAAGCCUCCACCCAUCUCAUUACUUGCCAGUAGCUGUAAGGAGGAGUCAGCAUCUAGCACGACUCCGCCUCCUCCUCCUACCUCUUCUUCCUCUUACCAAGUCCUGGCUCAUGGAGCCACUGCCACCUCUAAACCCCUGCAGCGACAGUCGUUGUCGCCCAGUGAACAGGCACUACCCCCUCAUCUGGAGCCAGCCUGGCCCCAAGGGCUAAGGCAUCAUCACUCAGCGUCAGGUAGGGUCGGUGCCAUGGAGUAUCUCUCCCCAGAUAUGCAGCGCCAGCGGAAGCCAAAACGUAAAACCAAAGAGCAGCUGGCAAUCCUCAAGUCCUUUUUCUUACAGUGCCAAUGGGCACGGCGUGAGGAUUACCAUAAACUAGAGCAGAUGACCGGUUUACCUCGUCCUGAGAUCAUUCAGUGGUUUGGAGACACACGUUAUGCCUUGAAGCAUGGGCAACUAAAAUGGUUCCGGGACAAUGCAGUACCUGGGGCCCCUGCUUUUCAAGACUCAGCCAAUCGCACCCCACCCCCAUCAACCCGCUCGCUGAGUGAAUGGGCAGAGACGCCGCCUCUGCCGGUCCCCCCGCCCCCACCGGAUAUACGACCCCUGGAGAGAUACUGGGCAGCCCACCAGCAGCUGCGAGAGACCGACAUCCCUCAACUGAGUCAGGCAUCAAGGCUUAGUGCCCAACAGAUACGGGACUGGUUUGAUUCUCGAUUACCUGAGCCAGCUGAGGUGGUAGUUAGUCUAGAUGAAGAGGAAGAGGAAGAAGAAGAGGAAGACUUGCCAGAAGAUGGUGAGGAAGAAGAGGAGGAGGAAGAUGAUGAUGAGGAUGAGGAUGAUGUGAUCAUACAGGACUAAGUGGGGGACCAAGGGAGGACUGGUCUGGAGGUUGGAGACAAUUUAGCAACUGUUUAAAACAAAAGAAACCAAAAUUUUAAAAAAAAUUAUCUUGUGGCAAAGAACUACAAACCUCCGUGUUCUUCAGGGUGGGUGAUGGGGGCUGUGGUGCUCACGGGCCGGGAGGAUGGCUGGAGGACACAGAGGACAUACAGGCUCAAGCCUCAAGGUGACAAGUACUAAGGAUCUGGGCAGAUGAUGGGCUGGGAACUGGCUCUUCUUUCUCUUGUAUCUGCUGGGUUUUUUGUUUGUUUCACCUAAGUACACAGGAGGAGGACUGGAAAGGAGGAGUAGAGAAUUCAGAUACAGUGGCUUCCAGGGCAUCCCGCAGCCCCCUUUCUUUCCCUUAGACAUUCAGGCCGCCUUGCACUCCUUUUCUCUGAGUGUAACUCCAUGCAUCAAACAACUAAGACUCUCAAGAUACAUGCCACUCUCAUCACAAAUAAUUCCUCGUUGUGUUCCCCACUUGACCUUUAUGAGUUUCACCUGCUUCAUCAGUGAAUCACACAGUAGCAGAAUGUUCUCAUUUCUGACACUGGGACCACUUGGCCUUAUACUUUUGACCUCUUUCCAAAAUCACCUCUCCUCUGUCUGUCUCAGGGUAAAUCUGCCCACACAGAGUUUGUGAUACAGUGUAAUAAUUGUGUGGAGGAUAAUUUUGACUGGAUAUUUAUUGAAGGGAGUUAUGAGAGAUGUCCUUUUAAAAUGUAAAAUUAUAAGGGUUGGGAAGGGACUGUUUCUUCUAGUCAAACGGUGGUAAACAUAGGUUCAAGGUUUGGUUUUACAAACCAGGCACUAUUUCCUGUCCAGCUCAACUGACACUGGAUUUUCCUCUUUCUGCCACUGGGUCAGCUUUUACCCAGAAGAGACUUUUUGUACUCUUUAAAGGAACUUCUGGGAGACAAAGGUACCAUUGUUUUCCCAUGGAAUUGCUGCUCUUUUAGAAUGGUUUUCAUCAGUUGGAUUCAUAUAUAAACAAACAGAUAUCUAAAAACAAGAGUGCAAAACCCAGAUGGCUAGAGUAAUAAAAGGCCAAAAAAUAAAAUUGUUUUUCUCUU